AUGUAAUUAGAGAACAAUGGAGAUACUAAAUUUAUUGGUUCUCAUUGGAAAGAAUUAAUCCUCUUUAAUGAAUUGAUGGCUGCCGAGUCUUCUGGAAAAGACUCUCAAUUGUCUGUUUUUACUAUUGCUUUAUUGAGAGAUACUGGUUAUUAUGCCGAAGUAAAUGAAAGUAUGGCUGAUGAUUUUUAAUCGGGAAGAAAUAGAGGAUGUGAUUUUGUUCUUAAAGCUUGUUAAUCUGAUACUUAAUAUCCAGAAUUUACUUAAAAGAAAUAUUCUCCAGAUUAAUGCACUUCGAAGAAUAAUGGUUAUGGAAAAGUUAAAUAAAUUGAUUUAUAUGAUAAUUGUAAAACAGUACAAAAUACAUUUUAUUGUGAAGAUUCAGAUUUGAAUAAUUAUGUCAAUAAUUUUUCUUUUUAAUAUUUUGGAGUUAAUUCUAAAUGCUUAAAAUCUACUUCUAUUUAAGGAAAUAAUAAAUUUUAAUAUAGUAAUGCUCGUUGCCAUUUAGUCUAAUGUUCUCCUGAUUCAACUUAAAUUACGAUAACUUUUACUCAGUAAGCAUUAUAAUUAUUACUCUGUACAAAAUAAGAUUAAGGAAAAGAAAUUUAAGUCGUGAAAGGAUAACCAGAAUUUGGUUACAUUACUUGUCCUGAUAAUUAUAGAGAAUUUUGUAAUUAUACACCUGAAUGUCCUAAUUAUUGUUCUCGAAAAGGUAUUUGCAUACUUGGAUAAUGUCGAUGUUCAUCAAGGUGGUCGGGAGCUGAUUGUAAUAUUAGUUUAAAAAAUUGCCCUUAUUUUACUUUAGAGGAAGAUCCCUAAAAAUGUGUUUAAUAAUGUCCUUCAGAUAAAUUUCCAAAUCCUGAUAAAGUAUGUAGAAGUAACUGUCCUAAAAGUUUUUACUUUAGUAAUUAUAGAAAUGAUUGUGUGGAAUGUAAUUAUUAGUGUUUAUCAUGUUCUGGCCCUUCAAAAAAUUAAUGUCUAGAAUGCGGUAUUUCAAAAUAUUUAGAAGAAGGAUAAUGUGUAAAUUAAUGUAGCAGUAACUUUAUAUUAGUAAAUUAAAGAAAAUGUGUAAAAUCAGUAGAUUAAGGAUGUGAAUAAGAAUGUGAGAGAUGUGAUUCUGAAAACAAAGUAAUAUGCACUAAAUGUAAAGAUUAGUACUUCCUUAACUUAAAGACUGGUAAAUGUGUUGUUGCUAACAAUUGUCCUUAAGAAACAUUCGCUAAUGAGGAAAAUAACACAUGUUAAAUAUGUGAACUUACAGGAUGUAUAUAAUGUAUUUCUUAAACUGUAUGUUAAGUGUGUGAUGAAUAAUUAGGAUUUUUUAAAAAAGGUGAUUAAUGCGCUAAAUGUCCUUAAGGAUGUUAAAAAUGCUCAAGUGAUCUAUAGUCUUGUACUGUUUGUUAUAGUGGAUUAUUUUUAUAAGAAAGAAAUUGUGAUAUUGAUUGUCCUUCAAAUAAAUUUUAGGAUUAAAAAAAAAGAGAGUGUAUUCCAAUUUCUAUAUGUAAGAGGUUAUUUUUAUUUAUAAAAUAAAUGUAUAAAACAAUGUCCUAAAUAUACUUUUAAUGA
Ichthyophthirius multifiliis is the source of this 1563-nucleotide messenger RNA. Its product is annotated as leishmanolysin family protein, putative. Gene Ontology annotation, molecular function: metalloendopeptidase activity. Lineage: Eukaryota; Ciliophora; Oligohymenophorea; Hymenostomatida. Gene Ontology annotation, biological process: cell adhesion; proteolysis. The transcript has a single exon. The record is from RefSeq and is a predicted model, not a curated record. Gene Ontology annotation, cellular component: membrane; cytoplasm.